AGCUGCGAGUUCACGGUUCAGCAGGUGGGUGGGUGGGUGGAUCCAGAUGGGCUGUAGCAGUUGGAACUUGGAGCCGAGCCACGUUCAAUCAAAGGUCAGCAAUUGAUCAUUUUGCAUUCAAGUGUCAUCCGCAGCUCAUAGCAACCCUUCAAACCCGCCAGAACCUCUAGCGCUCUUCUGCGACAAACGUCAAGAUGGGUAUGGUCGACGCCCCCAACAAGGUGCCUCAGCACCAGAAGUUCUAUCAGCAGGCUUACAACCAGCACGUUCGCCUGUGGAGAAUUGGAACCCGAAGCAACGUUCUCUUCCUCCCUUACCAAGCUCUUCUGUGGGGAACCUUCGGUGCUUCGUUAUACAUGAUGGGCCGCAAAGUCAUGGGCCACAACACUUGGUUCGGCAAGGACUAGGCUGAACAUGUUGAAGUAGGGCGGGAGUUGAUAUCAUAGGCGAAAGGGGCAGAACAUUGUGUUGAUAGAGAGACCGAAUAGAUCUUUCCCAUACGCCAUCGAGCGCGUCACAAGUCGUCUUUCACUCAUACGCUCUCGGAAAAUCGAUGUCAAGUUUGAAAUUCAA
Pseudomassariella vexata is the source of this 573-nucleotide messenger RNA. RefSeq lists its product as uncharacterized. The coding region runs from base 195 to 407 and encodes 70 amino acids. The transcript is spliced from 5 exons. The record is from RefSeq and is a predicted model, not a curated record. NCBI's taxonomy places the organism in Eukaryota, Fungi, Ascomycota, Sordariomycetes, Amphisphaeriales, Pseudomassariaceae.